This is a messenger RNA of Aphanomyces invadans, 1287 nucleotides long. RefSeq lists its product as hypothetical. NCBI's taxonomy places the organism in Eukaryota, Oomycota, Saprolegniomycetes, Saprolegniales, Verrucalvaceae. The coding region runs from base 1 to 1287 and encodes 428 amino acids. The record is from RefSeq and is a predicted model, not a curated record. The transcript is spliced from 3 exons.
AUGUCGUACCGUCGGGCAUGCAAGUCGUGCCAGAAAAAGUCGACGGCGGACCCGGUCUUGUCUGCAACGAGUCGGGAAGCGUGCGAAUGUGAAGGCAUGUAUCGGCUCAGCGACAGCCACUUGGACGAAAUCAUUUCGACGGGGGCGACACGGAUGACGAUAUUGCCCGACUUGGAUGCUGCUUUACCCGAGUCCACACCACCGCCGAGUUUAGCAGACAUGGAGCGGCACCUCGCGUUGCUCUACACAUCGCUGACGACCACCACGACUGCUGUGACUGCCACGUCUGCGCUCGUUGACCAUGUCAUCCAGCUUUUCUUCCCGGAGGGCAAAGUUAAUCCACGAGCGUUGGAGAGCACUGAAAGCCUCCCAAAAAUACUCGUCGCUUUGCUGCGGGGCAGAGCCACCUUGGACGAGUUUCUCCGACGAAAUGCCCACUCGAUUUUAGAUCAGAGCAAUCUAUCUCGAGCGUAUGAGCAGUGGCUCGCUCAAGUGUACCAUCAAGUGUGUAGGAUCACGCACGAAUCGCACGCCACGUCGUCGGUCUACUUUGAGUCGCUGGGGUCGAACGAGGAAACCCACGCGUCCGAGUCGAGUCGCAUCGGUGCAUCGUAUGCGCGGUCCAAGGGAUUUGAAGCCUUCGUUGCUCAGCUGCGGGAAGUUUACCUGGCUCAAAACUACUCGCGCCCCUCCAAGACGUUUUCGUCCGCAUUGAAUGGAACGUGGCGUUUGGACAUCCCAUCGCUGCGCAUCGUGUCGAGCGAGUUGGCCCCAAGCAUCUUGAGCGUUGUUCGAUGCCUGAGCAUGGGGCUUGGGUUUCAUGUGGUGCUCUCGUCGACGUCUCUCUUUGUGCGGUCCGAGCUAGCGCUGUUUACCACGAUCUGGUCGGAAUUUAUCCUGGACAACACACCGCGAAUUCUCCGCGUCUUUCCCAAUGGUGAAUCCACCAUGUCCAUGUGUGCCGACCUCCUAUACGGAGACUAUGUUGGGUCGCAUACGCCCCACAACGCAGGCGUUCGCCUCGAUUUGUAUUGCUGGCCCUUGCACGACAAUCCUCAUCGGUCCUGUUAUGCGAUUCGCAUGUUGUUUCAACCGACGGCUGGCCACGACCUCCACGGCCAAGUCGACGUGCAAGUCGCCCACAACGUGAGGAACCAAAACACGUGGAACAUGACGGCAGCCGAGCGCAUGGAGCUCGUACACCGACACUCGUUCUCUACCGUUCUCGUCGUGGUCGGUGGCUGGAAGCAGAGCGCUCCAAACGAUGUGGUGAAUGUAUGGGUCUAA